This is a messenger RNA of Boeremia exigua, 2423 nucleotides long. Its product is annotated as AAA family ATPase. Gene Ontology annotation, molecular function: ATP hydrolysis activity; ATP binding. The coding region runs from base 135 to 2270 and encodes 711 amino acids. The transcript has 3 exons. Lineage: Eukaryota; Fungi; Ascomycota; Dothideomycetes; Pleosporales; Didymellaceae. The record is from RefSeq and is a predicted model, not a curated record.
CCUGUAUACAUCUCAGUUAUAUCCUUAUCGAUCACCCUCCAGUAAAGCCGCAGCGAGUUCAACCCAUCGUUACGUACCUAGGUAGAGUCUCGGAAGACAUCAAGAAGAGGAGAGGAGUUCCUCUACUUAGAACCAUGUCUGAAAGACGCCAAAAGAAGCGAAAAGUGGAGGAAGCAUACGGUUCUGGUGACUAUGUUUGCGGUGAUGGCCACAUGCAACCUUCACCCAACUCGUAUCGACCAUACUCUGCCACCCACCACCACGUUGUCAUCCACCACGUUGUCUGCUCUAAAACAAUACGGUACCAUGAGCGUCAUGCAUCUAGCGCGUACUACUUCGAUAUUCCGCGUCUGCUAAAGGGGUCGAGCCGACAUACUGGGUUGGUAGGCCAACAACGUCUCCCCACCAUCGAACGAUUCCUCGAGGAUAAAGAGAAUGUCAGCUUCGCAAUUUGCCUUGAGUAUAGUUGCCAACAGUACCACAAAGAUAUCGGGAACAUGUUUGAGCGCCAAUCGAUUCCACCUAUGGAUGCAGACCUUGAGCAUGAAGUAAGGCCUUAUUUCUACAGAUUGCAAUCAGACGCUAAGCCCGCGACACCGAACUCGGAAGCGAUAUUUCUCUCCAGUGGUCUCCAUGAAGCUCUUCGGCUUUUGGACAUGACAGAAAACGGAUCCCUCGGGCGCUGGAAUGCACGAAGCAGUCUGGAGUAUCCAUAUCCCCAGUUAUAUCACUACAGGAAAGUGUUCAUUGGGAAGCUGGCACACAAGCUAGAGCUCAAUCACCAGCACCAACUCAGAGCUCUAUUUCAGUACGUUAAUGAGCAUCUUGCUCUGGAGUAUAUUGAGGCAGAAAAGCUCUUUGAAGCGGGCCGGGCUCAGAGGAAGCAUUGGGAUAAGAUGUUUCGUCCGGAAGAAGUACUCGUGACAAAGGACGAUGGACAUCCUGUGGCCUACAUGUUAUUAUCAUGCUCUCGCUCCAACCUGGACGUAUUGGAACUCGACUGUUGGUCUUGGGAGUUUGACGGAUCCUUCUCCAAGAAGUUCACUACGCUCACAGUGUCGUGGCCUUCCAAGUCUGAUGUCAUUCCUAUCUCUCAACUUCAGGUAUUUCCACUACGACUGGAUACUGCGGGAUCAGAAAAGGUACUUCGGAGACGUGGCGGCAUAUUCUGGUCGUGUCGGAAGCAGAGAUUUGUAGACUAUGAUGUGCCACCUCAAGGCAUGGAAGUUCAAAAGUUAAAUCUGCGUUACAUGAUAGACAUGGAAGCGUACAAGAUAAUGCAUGGUCCCGAAGACGAUUCUGCGAUGCGCGACGAGUUGGACUACAACGCUAUGCAAAGCAGACAUCCGCCAGAAGAGCCAUUUACACUUCUCUUACCAGUUUAUAUAAGAGGGUAUGGUUUUCACAACAAGAAAUGGGAUAUGCUUAUGGUGGAACAUAUCCGGAAAAUCACUUGGAACAAGGAUGUCUUCAAGAACAGAUUGGUCCUGAAGCCAUCCAAGAAAAGUCUGAUCCAAGCACUAGUAUCGGUUCACAUCAAGAAGACGAAGCCUGUGAGGUCAGAUUUCAUAGAUGGUAAAGGAGACGGCCUCAUCAUAUUGCUACACGGUGGUCCAGGCACAGGCAAAACCCUCACCGCUGAAAGUGUCGCUGAAUUUGCAAAGAGACCGUUGUACCGGGUGACUUGUGGCGAUAUUGGCACAGAUCCUGUGAAAGUUGAAGAGUAUCUGGAAUCAGUGCUAUUCAUUGGUUCGAAGUGGGGCUGUGUUGUGCUUUUGGAUGAGGCAGACGUGUUCUUGGAAGAGCGUACUAAAACGGACCUGCAACGCAACGCACUAGUGUCAGUGUUCCUUCGAGUGCUGGAGUACUACGACGGAAUCUUGAUCCUCACUACUAAUCGUAUCGGCACUUUCGACGAAGCAUUCAAAUCUCGUGUACAAUUAGCACUCCACUUCCCAACUCUCGACGAACCUGGUCGGCGUGGGGUCUGGAGGAACUUUGCGAAGUCUUUAUCCGAUAAAGGCCACAUCGACCCUGAGGAGAUCGAUCAGAACCUGGACCAGCUCGCCAAGCAUAAUUUGAAUGGACGCCAGAUCAGGAACAUCAUCAGCACUGCUCGACAAGUGGCAACUUAUCGAAAACAAGCCCUACAGUUCGAGCAUAUCGAUGAGUCGUUGAAGGUUGUCAAUGACUUCGAAGAGUAUGUGACAAAGGUACAUAAGCAUACUGAUGAAGCUCAUGCACAAUACAUGCAAUGGAGGAAUGGCUAGAUAACCGGCAGGUCCGCAUCUGUUCUGAAGCAUACUACGUAUUAUCAAUUUAGGCGCUGUGUUCAUAUUUCAGAAGAUCCAGAUAGAUUGCAUGCAAACAAAGUUGAAAUUCAGGUGAUGUAUGUGCAGACUACUGAGAGUUCGAAGACCCAA